Messenger RNA from Pelobates fuscus (common spadefoot toad), 9662 nucleotides. It is a transcript of the gene RGPD4, whose product is annotated as RANBP2 like and GRIP domain containing 4. Gene Ontology annotation, biological process: NLS-bearing protein import into nucleus. Gene Ontology annotation, cellular component: cytoplasm; nuclear pore. Bases 138 to 8945 code for a protein of 2935 amino acids. Gene Ontology annotation, molecular function: protein binding; GTPase activator activity. The transcript is spliced from 28 exons. Lineage: Eukaryota; Metazoa; Chordata; Amphibia; Anura; Pelobatidae. The record is from RefSeq and is a predicted model, not a curated record.
CCCAGCAUGAUGCCGUCACUUCCCGUACGCCGAAAGUCCUGAUUGAGCGCGAUCCGGGAAGUUUUCGCAGGUCUGUGUGGGAAGCCGGGGCCGCGUGUCCCGCUCUCCGCUCCAACAGCCCCCGUCCAGCCGCCAGCAUGAGGAGGACCAAGGCCGAGAUACACAAAUACAUCGAGGCCGCGCAGAGCAGCACGGCUUCCCCCAAAGAGAAAUCAUUGAAAGGAUUCCUUUUUGCAAAGCUUUACUAUGAAGCUAAAGAAUAUGACCAAGCUAAAAGAUGUGUCUCAUCUUACAUUAAUGUCCAGGAAAGGGAUCCUAAAGCUCAUAGGUUCCUUGGACAUCUUUUUGAAAUUGAUGGAGAAAUUGAGAAAGCUAUUGGCUGUUACAAGCGUUCCGUGGAGUUAAACCCCACCCAGAAAGAUCUGGUCCUAAAAAUUGCAGAGAUGAUGUGCUCAAUCAGCCUCACCAAUGGCCGGGCAGAAUACUGGGUGGAAAGAGCAUCCAAGCUGUUUCCUGGAAGUCCUGAUAUUUUUAGACUCAAAGAGCAACUGCUUAACUCCCAAGGGGAAGUUGGCUGGAAUCAGUUGUUUGAUUUGAUACAGUCAGAACUGUAUACUCGACCUGAUGAUGUCUAUGUAAACAUCAGGCUUGUUGAACUAUUUACAUCAAACAAUAGAUUUGAAGAAGCCGUCUCCCACUGUCUUAAACCAGAAAGGAGAAUGUUGCGCACUAAUUUGGAAUGGUGCUCCUGUGUCCUGACCUUACUAAAGGAGUAUCUAGCAUCUCGCCAAGAGUCUGAUAAGAGCAGGACAAGAACAAUCAACAAAGAGUUGCUGCUUGUACAUGCAGACAUAGUUGUGCUAACACUUUCCACCAAAGAUGUUCAGGAAAGCAAAGCUGCACUUGAGAGUUUUGAUCAGGCUUUGCUGGCAGUAAAACCAACUGUGAAUGGAACAGAUGAUUUGUCUUUUACAUUUAAUGAAAUGAGAGGACACUACUACAUGUAUGCAGGAACCCAGCUUCUGAAGAUGGCACAACAUGGAGAAAUUCAUUGGAAGGCUUUGUUAGAACCUGCCAUUUUCUGUUACCUCAUGGCCUUCCAGGUGCCAAGACCAAAAAUCAAACCAAUUAAAGGCGAGGAGAAUGCACAAAGUAUUUUGGAAGGCUUGGCGUGUGAUCGCCUCAGUCAGUCUGGACACUUGCUCUUAUCGUUGUGCAGUGGUAAAGAAGAAUUCAUGAAAGACGUUAUAGAAACAUUUGCCAACCGAAGUGGCCAGUCUAUUUUGCUCAAGUUUUUGUAUGGGGAAAAUCUGACAAUGGAGAAUUCUUUCAUGGGCACCGAUGAAAUCUCAAGUAUCUGCAACCAACCGCCUGACGUAAAUGACCUCUCUCGCUAUGAUCAAGGUGCUGUUCGAAUGCAUGGUGGAAGUCUUCAGCAUUUGGCAUGGCUUGGUUUACAGUGUCAUUACAUGUCUUCUUUACCAACUUUUCGUAAAUGGCUAAAGCAUCUUUUCCCUAGACUGCCUCAGGAAUCCUCAAGGAUUGAUUCUAAUAAUCCCGAAUCUAUUUGCAUUCUUGAUCUUGAGGUAUUUUUAUUGGGAGUGGUCUAUACAAGUCAUCUUCAGUUGCAAGAUAAUUUUAAUACAUCAAAUGACCAGCACCAGCCUCGCUGUCUUCCUCUGCCUAUUUGCAAACAGCUGUUCUCAGACAGACAACGGCUUUGGUGGGAUGCAGUUUACAGUCUUAUUCAUAAGAAAGCUUUACCUGGUACUUCGGCAAAACACCGGCUAGUGAUACAACAGGAUCUUAUUACUCUUAGGGCGAUAGAAAAGCAUGGCCUGCAACCUGCAACUAUUGUACACUGGGCAAGAAGUCUUCUUACAACCGGCAAUGGUCUGAAUUCCUUCUAUGACCAAAGGGAGUACAUGGGACGUAGUGUACACUACUGGAAGAAGGUGUUGCCACUCUUAAACCUGGUUAAGCAAAAAAAAGGUAUUCCUGAACCAGUUGACCCUUUGUUCAAACACUUUCAUAGGAGAGAUAUUAAGAUUUCAGAAGUGGCUGACUUGGAAAAUGAAGCUAAUAUUGCAUUUGCAAAACUGGAUUAUGUAAAUGGAAAGACAGAUGAUGCCAUCCUUGCUUUCGAAGCUAUUAAGAGUGUUGCUUCAUAUUGGAACCUUGCUUUGGUAUACCAACGGAAAGCAGAAGAGCUAGAGGAUGAUGCAUUGUCUUCUGAAGAUCAGGAGGAAUAUCAAAACUGCAUGAAGAAAUGCAAGUUCUAUUUAAUAAAGAUCAUUGAUGAAUGCUCAGCAGAACCUUCGGUAGAAGAAAAGCUCCCCGAACCUUUAGAGGCUGUCAAUAAAAUGCUUGAGUCAGUAAUGCAAAGUCUUCGUGAAGAGAAUGAAGAACACAGCCCUGGCUACAAACACGAUUCCUUUAUCACUGCUUCUGCCAUAAAGCAUUCUACACCAUCGCCAUCAAAAUUCUCUACGUCCCCUAUGAAAACGUUUUCUUCAAAAACACCACCACGUUGGGCUGAAGAUCAAAAAUCCUUGCUUGAGGAUCUCUGUCAUCAAGUUGAGGCAUUGAAAAAAGAAGUCCAGGAACUGAGAAUCAAUAGUUCCACUAUAAAUGCAACUCACCGUUGGCCGGCUGAUGGCUUUAAUUCUGAGACUGUUCCUGAUGGAUAUGCUGGACCCCAGAGUUUUUAUACGGUCCCACUAACAGUUUCCACAACAGGACCCACUGCCUAUUAUGGGCAGUCCCCUGCGUACAAUUCUCAACAACAUCUCUUAAGACCAGCUUCCAGUGUUACUCCCACCAAGGCUCCUGUGUAUGCAAUGAAUAGACUUACUCCUCAACAGCACAUGUAUGCAUACCCACAACAGAUGCAUACUCCUCCCACUCAGAAUUCUGCACCGUGUGUAUUUCCUCAAGAAAUGUACGGGCCACCCUUACGUUUUGAACCUACGGCAACUGGUAUUUUAUCACCACACAGUGAAGAGUAUUAUAACUACCCAAUUCCCCAAACCAAUACUAAUCCUCCACUGCCUGAGCCAGGUUAUUUCACAAAGCCUUCUGUUGGUCCUCAACCAUCCAAGUCAGAAGGUCCAAAAGUCGUGGAGUUUGGGAAAACAUGCUAUGGUCCAGUGCCAAAUGAAGGGCCUAAACCACCUAAUUUUAGUGGACCACUGCAGUCGACCCCAGCAUCAUCUACCUUCAAGUUUAACUCCAACUUUAAAUCAAAUGAUGGAGAUUUUACAUUUUCAUCAUCUGAUAACGCUUGUCUAAUAAAGUUAUUGACAUCUGACAAACCAAUGCAGGAUCAAGGGAAAAAAUCUUCCAGCUUUGAGAACACUAGUGAUGUGAAAAACCUAUUCCAAUUUUAUGACAAAGGUUUUUCAAGCAAUACUGCUCAGAUUUCAAAUCAGGAUAAAAGUUCUGCCACCUUGGGUCAAGGUGACAACCCAUUUAGUUUCCAGACAUCUGGAAAAUCAACAUUUGUACCUCCUACUUUUGGCACCCAAAGUAAAGAUGCCCACAAUCAAAGUGUAGAGUCUGAUGCUGGAAGCGAACUGGUACCGGAAGACGAUGGCCCACACUUUGAGCCUGUUGUACCAUUACCAGAAAAGAUUGAAGUAAAAACUGGUGAAGAGGAUGAAGAGGAAAUGUUUUGUAACAGAGCAAAACUUUUCCGGUUUGAUGCUGACACUAAAGAGUGGAAAGAGAGGGGUGUAGGAAAUGUCAAGAUUUUAAGACACAGAGUCUCUGGCAAAAUACGUCUUCUGAUGAGGCGUGAGCAGGUAUUAAAGAUUUGUGCAAACCACUACAUAAAUGCAGAUAUGAAGUUGAAGCCAAAUGCUACAUCUGAUAAGUCAUAUGUGUGGCAUGCUUAUGACUAUGCUGAUGAAAUGCCCAAGUCAGAACAGCUUGCUAUCCGCUUUAAAACAGUUGACGAAGCAGCACACUUUAAAAACAAAUUUGAAGAGGCACAAAAACGUCUGGCAGAGGCAGAAGCAAGUAGCCCUCCAAAGAUGGCCCCUAGUGAUGCCUCUAAGCCGACCGCAGCCAUUCCUUUUGGAUCACAAUUUAUCAUCAAAGAAGGAGAAUGGCAGUGCAAUGUUUGCCUCGCAAAGAAUACCAAAAUCACUGCAGCAUGUGUGUGCUGCCAAACUCCAAAUAGCUCAGGAAAACCAAUUUCUGCUCAAGACACUAAAUCAAAACCUGUAAAAAACCAAUCAAGCAUACCUACAUUGGCUUUCACUUUCAGUAAAGACACGGUAACCAACAAGAUUUCAUUUGGUGAUCCUCCUAAAGACAAGGAGCAUUGGCAAUGUUCUUUAUGUUCAAAGAAGUAUGAUGCAUCUACCAAACAGUGCACUGUUUGUCAAAAUCCAGGCCAGAGCUCAUCCAAAAAAAUGGAUGGUUUUGGAUCAGCCUUUGCUAAGAAAACUGGUCAGUGGGAUUGUUCUGUGUGCUUGGUAAGAAAUGAGCCAACUGCAAACAACUGUGUUUCAUGCAUGAAUCCAAACCAGGCUAGUAAUGCACAAUCUACAAUACCAUCGCCAGCUACUUUUAAGUUUGCUUUAUCUGAAAAUAAUCAACAAAAAGAAUUUGGAAUUAUCCUUGGAAAGAAGGAAGAUAAUUCAGAAUGCAAGGACAUCGCAACCAAAAUGCAGUUUGGGGAACCGUUUAUUAAGAAGAAUGAGCCCUGGCAAUGUACUUCAUGUUCACAGAAGAAUGAUUCAACUGCCAAACAAUGCAGUUUUUGUCAAAAUCUAGAUCAAUGUUCUUCCAAAAAAGCUGAUGGCUUUGGAGCAGCCUUCAUUAAGAAAGAAGGUCAGUGGGAUUGUUCUGUGUGCUUGGUAAGGAAUGAACCAUCUGAUGCAAAUUGUGUUUCAUGCCAGAACCCAAAUCAGGCUAGUAAUGUGCAGCCUACUGUGCCAUCAGCCCCUUUCAAGAUUAAUGCUUCACAAAAAGACUUGGGCACCCUCUUUGCAAAGAAGGAAGGACAGUGGGAUUGCAAUACAUGCUCUGUGAGAAAUGAAGCCACAGCUUUUAAGUGUGUGUCAUGUUCCAGUCCUAAAACGGCUCCAAUUAAUGUAACAGUACCUUCUGUUAUAGCGUCAUCAGGUUUCAAGUUUGGUACAACUGCUGUUGUGAGCAAACCUCCCAGCAGUAAUACUUUGGAAGCCAUGUUUGCUCGAAAAAAUGACCAAUGGGAUUGUAACAUAUGCCUUGUUAGAAAUGAGGAUUCAGCAGCUACUUGUGUUGCUUGCCAGUCUCCAAAUCCAAAUGUUAAAACUGGCACAACAUCUAGUUCGACAAAAACAGACUUUACGUUUGGCAUUACAAAUAAUAUGUCUGAGCCCUCUGGACAAACUGCUGCAGAUUUCAAAUGUAACUUUGCUGGAAAAGAUUUUAAGUUUGGCAUUACUGAAACAAAAGCUUCAUCUUUUUCUUUCAAAGCACCUGUUGAAGAAACAAAGCCUGCAAAAGGUUUUAGCUUUGUAAUGCCAGCAAAUUCUGCUUCAUUUAAGUUUGGCAUUACAGAACCAAACAAGAGCGACCAAAAAGCAAAAGAAACUUCCAAUGGAUUAACAAGUACAGUUAUUGGAGAAGUAAAGCUGUCUGUUGCCCCAGCUGAAAGUGGUACAAAAUGUGAGGAAAGCAAGCAAGAGCAAACUGAUGUAAUAAUUGGACAGAGUGUGGUUAGCUCUACCUUUUCAGACCUUGCCCAAGUUUCAACUGCCGAAGGUUUUGCAUUUAACACUGAUCCACGUUUUAAAGGUUUCUCUCGGGCAGGAGAAAAGUUAUUUGUCACAAACGAUAAAAGUGAUCAAGGUAAUACAUCUGUUGAGCAGGAGACUCCAGAGGAACUUUAUAAAACAGAUGACCGUGAUGACAUCCAUUUUGAACCUAUUGUGCAGCUUCCUGACAAAGUAGAUCUUGUCACUGGUGAAGAAGACGAGAAGGUACUCUAUUCACAGAGAGUUAAAUUAUUCAGGUUUGAUGCCGAGAUAAGCCAGUGGAAAGAACGAGGAGUGGGUUUAUUAAAAAUUCUUAAAAAUGAAGUAAAUGGAAAACUAAGAAUGCUUAUGCGUCGAGAACAGGUGUUGAAAGUUUGUGCAAAUCACUGGAUAACUACAACUAUGAAUCUGAAACCUCUAUCUGGCUCUGAUCGAGCCUGGAUGUGGAUGGCCAGCGACUUUUCUGAUGGAGAUGCCAGAUUAGAACAGUUGGCAGUAAAAUUUAAAAAUCCUGAGCAGGCCGAAGAGUUCAAGAACAAGUUUGAAGAAUGUCAGCGUUUACUUUUAGAUAUACCACUGCAGACGCCCCAUAAGCUUGUAGACACUGGAAGAACUGCCCACUUGAUACAGAAAGCUGAAGAAAUGAAAAGUGGCUUGAAAGAUCUCAAAACAUUUCUAACAGAUAAAGUCAAACCUCAGGAUGAAGGGGAUGCAUGUGUGAGCAGCUCUACUGGUCUACUGAAAAACAAACCUGUUGAAGGCUCAGAGGCAACAUAUGAGUGGGAUACAUAUGACAUGAGAGGACACUCACUAGAAGGAAACUUGGAUGACUCUGUGUAUGCUUCUCCAUUGGCAGAGAGCCCAGAGAAGGAAAAUCUCUUUCGCUUUGGAGAAUCCACAGCUGGUUUCAGCUUCAGUUUCCAACCAUCUCCAAGUCCGUCCAAGUCUCCAACUAAGCUUAAUCACAGCAGGGUUUCUGUGGGAACCGAUGAAGAAUCUGAUGUAACUCAAGAAGAAGAAAGAGAUGGACAAUACUUUGAACCUGUUGUGCCGUUGCCUGAUUUAAUUGAAGUCACUAGUGGUGAAGAAAAUGAACAGACACUUUUCUGCAAUAGAGCCAAGUUGUACAGAUUUGAGAAAGAUGCUAAUCAGUGGAAAGAAAGAGGAAUUGGAGACUUAAAGAUAUUACAAAACUUUGAGAAUAAAGCUGUCAGAGUGGUAAUGAGAAGAGAUCAAGUACUGAAACUUUGUGCUAAUCAUCGCAUUACUCCAGAAAUAAGCUUACAGCCUAUGAAAGGGGCUGAAAGAGCAUGGGUAUGGACUGCAUUUGACUUUACAGAAGGAGAGGGGAGAAUGGAACUUUUUGCUGUACGUUUUAAACUUCAGGAUGUUGCUGAUCUCUUCAAAGAAGUCUUUGAAGAAGCAAAAGGAGCACAGGCUAAUGACUCUUUACUAAUACCAUCUUCCUCUCGUGUGACAACACCAAAAGCAUUGCCAUGUGGAAAAGCUGCAGUGGCCAUUUUGGAAGAAACUACAAGAGAGAGAACUGAUCAACAGAAGACUGAAAGUGAUCAGAAUUCUGAAACUGAGCCUGAGCCUGUAUUAAGUCCAUCAGAGAAGUCCUCAAAAGCUGUAGUUUCUCCUCCAAAGUUUGUAUUUGGGUCUGACGUUGUGAAGAAUAUAUUUGGUACAGAGAAGCCAAAGCAUUUCACAUUUGGCAAUACAGCAACAGCAGGGACAUUGUUUGGAUUCAGUUUUAAUGCUUCAAAGACUGAAACUAGUGAAGAGCAAGAACAAGAUGCAGAACCUGCACCAAGUAAUCUAGAGUUGACACCAACAGUUGCCAGUCAGAAAACACAGAUUGGUGCUCGAACGCCAUCCCAAAGCAAUGUGCAAAAUUCUACAGUUUCCUCAUCCGGAUCAUCUGCUUUGAAACAGCCCAUGCCAGCAAGAGAUAAGAAUGACAGUACUUCGACAGCAGAAAGUACUUCUGAUGUGGAAAUAGUCUAUGAACUGACUCCAACCCCAGAGCAGCGAGAAUUGGCAGAAAAACUGCAGCUCCCUCCUACCUUCUUCUGCUACAAAAACAAGCCAGGCUAUUCCAGCGAUGAAAGUGAAGUUGAUGAUGAAGACUUUGAUACUGCUGUGAAGAAAUUAAAUGGACAACUUUAUCCAAAAAGUUUAAAAGAAAAGGCAUCCCCAAUAUCAGGUUCCUGCCAAACAUCCUCUACUGAGUCCUGGAAAGACGAUGCGAAAAUUGGGAAGUCAGAAGCAGAUAACAGAAUACCACCUUCAGCAUUGUUCUCUGACAUGAGCAGUAUUACAGACAAGAAAAAAGAGCACUCUGAAGACAUUCAAUCAGCCGUUAGAAAAGUUGAGGAGGCUGAAAAACCAAAAGAAGAUGAAGUGAGUAGUACAUCUGAUGUAAUUGAUGCACCUGAAGUCGCCACUUUACAUCAAUUAAAACAAGAGGUGGAUUCUACUACAGAACCUGUAGAUCUUUCAUCCAAGUAUGAAAAUGAAAAGACAGAGUCUAGCAGCAAAGGUGUGUCAAACAUCAGUUUUUCCUUUGGGUUAAAUUCUGGUCCAGGGUUAUCGUUUGCCGAAUUAGCAUCUAAUAAUUCAGAAGAGUUUGCAUUUGGUUCUAAAGAUACAGGGUUUCAGUGGGCAAACACUGGUGCUGCCGUUUUCAGCUCUUCAGCAGUGACUCGAACAGCCGAAGAUGGAGAAGACUGUAACGAAGAAGUUGUUCACAGUGACGAUGUUUACUUUGAGCCCAUUGUAUCUUUGCCAGAGGUUGAAGUAAAGUCUGGAGAAGAGGAUGAGGAGAUUCUUUUCAAAGAAAGAGCAAAGCUGUACCGUUGGGACAGGGAUAUCAAUCAGUGGAAAGAAAGAGGAGUAGGGGAGAUAAAAAUUCUGUUUCACCAUGAAAAGAAAUAUUACCGUGUUCUAAUGAGGCGGGAACAAGUCCUGAAAGUGUGCGCCAACCAUGUGAUUUCAAAAGCCAUAAAGCUUAGUCCUCUAAAUACAUCAAACAAUGCUUUAGUCUGGACAGCAACAGACUAUUCUGAUGGUGAAGGUAGAAUUGAACAGUUUGCUGCCAGAUUCAAAAACCAAGAGUUGGCCGAUUCUUUCCAGAGAAAGUUUGAGGAAUGCCAGCAGAUUUUGCCAGAUCAGCCGGAUGAUUCUUCAUGAAGACAACCGAUCUACAAUUCCACACACAGACUAUUCUUAUUAAACACAUUGCAAACUGAACAAAAACACUUUUCUGUCCACGUAUGUUGAUUAUAUCUUAUCCUGGCUGAAUUUGCAGUGGUCUAUAAAUCUUUGCUAGGUUUAUAUUCUGUUCAUGGUAAUUGCUCUAUUCUGAUAUCAAUAUAUUGUUCUGAAUAACCAGUUGUGGUAUAGUCUUUUUCCUGAUAUAAUGGGCAAUUGUGGUGUAGGCUCUUAGUAGCUUCUCAGAUUGUGUUUAUCAACUAGGUGCUACUCCUGAAUUAUGUCCCAUCUACGUUCAUUUCCUGCAUAUCUCAAUUGCACAUAGUUCAACUGUAGAGCCUAAUCUUUGCUCAUUUCUAAAGAGUAAGCCUCAAGUGGAUGGGUUAUUCUCUUGUGAUGUGUAUUAAAGAAUAAGUAAAACUUUGCUCCUUGGUUGAGCAUCUUCUAAAAUAUGAUCAAACUUUUCUUAAUUAACCUAAUGAAAAUAAUUAAAUGGGUUUAAAUUUGUGUGCUUUUUCAUAUGCAAGCAAAUAUUUUUUAAAUGUUAGUGUUGUAAAUAAAGUUUGACCUCUGUGACAAACUGUUACAUUUCCUUUUGACAAAUCCAUUCAAAUGAGUCUUACAAGGUUCUAAAUACAUUUAGAUGCAAAGUGUUGUAACAUUACUACAGAGUGUUAGUGUCUCUAACCUGUGUUA